CGCGCCCGCCCUUGGGAGGGAUGGCACGGAAGCGCGAUUAGAGCGAUGGACCGCGGCGCGCGCGCUCGCUUCAGACCCGAGGAAGCGCCCUCCGCGGGGAUGAAGCCGAGCGCGCUGAGGCAGCUGUCCCCCGAGCUCCAGUCGAAGCUUCGUUCGUGCACCGUCAUUUCGUCCAUCGGACAGCUCGUGGAGGAGUGCGUGUGCAACAGCAUCGACGCCGGGGCGACGAAGGUGUCCGUCGUCGUCGACACCGGGUCGACGCUCGCCAUCACGGUCUCGGACAACGGCCGCGGGAUGAGCGUGCGGGACGUCCGCGACGUCGGACGGCGGUACCACACGAGUAAAUGCCAUGAUUUACAAGAUCUGAGUGACAACAUAAAGACGCUGGGAUUCAGAGGCGAAGCUUUAGCGUCCAUGUCCGACCUGAGCGUCCUCGAGGUGACUUCGCGAGCCGCGGGGAGCUUCGAGACGUAUACGCGGAUAUCCACGAAGGCGGGCACGGCGACGCUCGCGUGCGGGCCGGCUCGGUAUCAACUCCCGAAAGCGGGCACCGUGAUCACCGCGCGCGACUUGUUCCACAACCACCCCGUGCGGAGGAACAUGAUCCGGCGGAACCUCCAGAAGCAGCUCGAGGACGCGCGCGCGAGGGUGUACCGACUCGCGCUCAUUCAUCCUGCGGUCGGCGUCUCGCUCACGGAGUUCAACGGCAGGAGGAAAGAGCUCAUGAGGCUCCCCCCGGGACGGUCGCUCCUGUCGGCGUUGUCCGACGCCUUCGGGAGCGCGCUCGCGUCUUCGCUCGUGCCGGUCGGUUUGACCGUCGGGCCGUUCCGCGCGCGCGGGUACGUCACGCCGAGUAAUCGCGCGCUCAACUCCCCGGAGGUACAGUUCUUAUACGUCAACCGCCGGUUCGUGAAGAAGACGCCGCUGCACAAGGCGGUGAAGGACGCGUUUAACGCCGCGAGGGAUCCGUACGAGUCGCGACGGGGGCCGGUGACCGCGCCGCCGGGGGGUCAUCCGGGAUACGUCUUGUGCCUCGACUGCUCCCCGAGCGAGUACGACGUGACGUACGACGUGGAGAAGACGCUCAUCGAGUUCAGGGACUGGGAAAUGCCGCUGCGGGUUCUGAACGAGGCGCUGCGAGAGGCGUGGCCGCCGAUAAAGGAGAAGGAGAAGGAACCCGAUCCUCUCGAGCCGCCGCCGCAGACGCGCGAGCCGCCGGUCACGCCGCCGCCCGCGGUCGCGGUCGGAGGGACAGAGACUCCGUCGAAGGACGCGAACGGGAAUUGCAUCUGCUGCCCUCCGCUCGCGCGACGUCGACUCGGGGUUCCGUCGAUGGGAACCAACGAUGACGACGACGCCUUCAUCUGCCAAACGAUCGAACCGUUCGAAGAUGCGCCGCCGCCGCAGCAGCAGCAGCAGCCGCAGCCUCCAAACGACGUCCGCUCGCUGCUCGCGACGUGGAAGAAUCCGGUGCCCGCGGAGAUGUACCAGCCCUCGAUGCCGUCGUCCACGGCCAACGCGGUCGUCACGCGCGAGUCGCUCGAAAACGCGACCGUGCUGACGCAGUGGGGGAAGAAGUUCGUACUCAUCCGCAGCGCGAGCGGCGAUCUCUUCGCGCUCGAUCAGCACGCGUCGGACGAGCGCGUGCGUCUGGAGAACCUUCGGAGAGACCUCACGGCGCGCGGUGACGCGGUGACGUCGAAAGUGCUGCCGCACCCGGUGCCGUGCGAGUUAAGCGCGGCCGAGCUCGCGACGUUACGCGCGAACGCGUCGUCGGCGCACCGGUGGGGAUGGCGGUGGGAGGACGACGACGCCGGCGGCGGCGGCGUCUCCCUCACGGGCACGCCCGCGAUAGAGGGGACGACCCUCGGCGGGGACGCGCUGGGCGAGUACCUCCGAGAGAUCGCCGCCGUCGGUUUAACCUCCGCGCCGCCCCCGGCGCUGCAUCGGCUGCUCGCGUCGAAGGCGUGCCGCGGCGCGAUCAUGUUCGGCGACAUGUUGAGACGGCGGGAGUGCGUCGCGCUUCUGGAGGAGUUACGGAAGACGCAGCUCCCGUUGCAGUGCGCGCACGGGAGGCCAACCGCGGCGCUUCUCGCGCCCGGCGCCGUCGUCGAUGAGGACGCCGCGCUCACGCCGCGGAAUCGACGGAAAAUGCUCGCCGCCGGGGUCUUGAAGACGUGGCGCGCGAGCCAAGAGAAGAAGAGACACGCGCCUCUGAAGCUUCGCAUCGGCGCGAAGAAGGUGGUGCGCGCGUGAACGAAUGAACGAACGAACGAACGAACGAACGAACGAACGCUAAUACUGUUGUAUAUCGAAUGUACUCUGUACUCU
Molecule: messenger RNA, 2331 nt
Organism: Micromonas pusilla CCMP1545
Lineage: Eukaryota; Viridiplantae; Chlorophyta; Mamiellophyceae; Mamiellales; Mamiellaceae
Product: DNA mismatch repair enzyme
Exons: 1
Coding region: 46-2256 (736 amino acids)
Biological process (GO): mismatch repair
Cellular component (GO): mismatch repair complex
Molecular function (GO): ATP binding; ATP hydrolysis activity; ATP-dependent DNA damage sensor activity
Source: RefSeq, a predicted model, not a curated record